Messenger RNA from Drosophila grimshawi, 3042 nucleotides. It is a transcript of the gene Duba, whose product is annotated as OTU domain-containing protein 5-A. Lineage: Eukaryota; Metazoa; Arthropoda; Insecta; Diptera; Drosophilidae. The transcript has 8 exons. Gene Ontology annotation, molecular function: K63-linked deubiquitinase activity; cysteine-type deubiquitinase activity. Bases 707 to 2803 code for a protein of 698 amino acids. Gene Ontology annotation, biological process: protein deubiquitination. The record is from RefSeq and is a predicted model, not a curated record.
GUGCGCAUCUGACAAAUUUGUUGGCUGCUGUAAAUAAAAAAUCGAAGUGACUUUUCUGGAUUUACGUGUAUAACAAAUCAACAAAAAAAAUCAUAACUAAUUCACGCAACUAAUAAAUACGUUUUUUGUUUUUGUUGAUAAGGAACAGUGCAAAUAUAUUACAACAACUAAGCAAACUAGACGUGUUUAAUUAAUCGUUUCUGCAACAGUGCAGAGACAAAGACGAUUGCGAACAAACACCACACACACACACAAAUAUAUACACACACACAUACCAAACCCAAAUGAAAAUCACAAAAUUUUCACCAUUUAAUCUGGCUAUGUAUUUGAUUUCAUAGCUGUAUGCUUACAAAAAAUAAAUACUAAAACAUAGACAAAAUUCAAGGGGCAUUCAACAGCAAAAACGAAUUAUUGAAGAAUUGACUGCGUCAAACGGGGAAUCUUUCUUUCCCACGCCCCAUUCACCGCCCCCAACAAAGAACUCUGUUUAAAAGUGAUACCAUAUACACAAACACACACACACGCACACCCAUACACACACACACACAUACGCAGCAGAAAAAUCUAAUUCUGAGCUGGCCACAAAAAACAACAGCAAGCAAAAUUUUCCAUUUAAGUCGUCGCAUAACAACAGCAGCAGCAGAUAGACAGGUGCAUUUGGAGUCGUCUCUCAUUUUGUUGUUAGCUAGGAGGCAGCGACCACAGCAUGACAAUCAAGCCAGUUAGUGCGCCCGCUGGCAAGCGUGUCGUCGAUGCGGAUGCCAGUGAUGCCCAUGCCGCUGGUCAGGUGGUCGCUAUCGAGCAAUCGGUUGUCAAUCAAACCCAUCGCAAUGUCGUCAUCGAUGGGCACGGACAGAGUCCACAACGGCGUGGUGAAGUCUACGAUGAGCUAACGCGCACACAUCGCUGCAGUCCACACAAAAGCACUCGCUCGAAGCGUCGCGAACAUCUCGAAAGCCAUGCCCAUCAUCACAAACGCGAUCGUUUAGAGCGCGAGAAACUCAACCUAAAUCAUCCGGCUGUUGUGGGUGGCAACGCUGCCGGCGUCACCAGCAAAUGCAGCAGCAGUCCACACUCAUCAGCGGUGGCAGCUGUCGCUGCUGCCACAGCCACAGGCAACAGCAGUCCGACCAUCGCCGUGGGUCGCAAAUCACCCGAGCAUUUGGGUCUGGGCUGUGCCAACGUGCCCAAAACACAGCAGGCCCAAUUAUCGCCAGCCGCUGGGGGGAGUCAGCUUAAGGCCGACGAGGAGACAUUCUCUGGCUAUAAUAGCGGCGAUGAGCAUUCCCAGCCCAAAGAGCGCACCAUUUCAGUCGAGGAAUGGCAGCGACGCGACGAGGAGUUCGCCAAGUGUAUGGAGAAGCGCGGCUACGAACUGAAACCGGUCGAGGAGGAUGGCGCAUGCCUCUUUCGCUCCAUAUCGCUACAAAUCUACGGGGAUGAGGGCAUGCACGAUGUCACACGGCAGCACACCAUGGAUUAUAUUCAUGAGAAUCGCGAGUAUUUUGGUCAGUUUGUAACUGAGGACAUCAAUGGCUACAUCCAGCGUAAACGGGCACGCGAUGCACAUGGCAAUCACAUCGAGAUCCAGGCCAUUUCAGAGAUAUACAGUCGCCCCGUCGAAGUCUACUGUUAUCAGUCGACACCCAUCAACAUCUUCAAUUCGGAGCAAUCGCAAGCUGGUUAUCCACCACUGCGUCUAUCCUAUCAGCGAGGCUCACACUACAAUGCUAUACUGGAUCCGUACAAUGCCACUGUCGGAGUCGGCUUGGGCUUGGCUGGUUACAAGCCCGAGAUUCAGACCAAGGAGGCAGUGCGUCUCAGCGAACAGCUCGAAAUUGAACAGACCAUGUUCGAGGAUAAGCUAAAGACUACAGACUGGGAAGCCACCAAUGAGGCCAUCGAGGAGCAAAUCGCACGCGAAUCCUAUUUGCAAUGGUGUCGUGAUAAUAUGCAACGUUCGGGCAGCAACAACACAGCCGCCGGCUCGGCCACAUCGUCGACAGUGACGUCGGCAGAGGCGCUUACCGAUUCGGAUGCCUCGCCCUCCAAAUACUCAAGCGAUGGAGGAGGUGGCGGCGGAGGUGGUGGCGGCAUCGGCGGCAGUAGCAGUGUGACCGGCAGCAAUACAAACGCCAAAAGUGCUGCAGCUACGCUUAGCAGCUCCUCCUCCAGCGUCGAUGAUGAGGGCCCAGCCACGGUUGGUUUUACGCUGUCACCGAAAACGCUUAGCCAGUUUACGCACAAGCUGCCGUCCGAGGUUAACGAACUGGGGGGCUACGAUAGCGAUGCCACGGACAUGAGCAGCACCAGCUCUGUGGGCCACUGCGGUGGCAAUUCCUCGCCCAACACAGCAGCAACAGCAUCACAACGCUCUUCCUCCACCUCCUCCUCCAGUAAAUUAAGCAAAUCGCAGCGUCGCAGCAAUGGGCUGCGCGGCAGCAAGAAACGUCGCCAUGAGGCACGUGAGGCAGCCAAUAAUAGUGUGGUGGAAGUGCUGGAGACGCCGCAGCGCAAGAGUCCCAAGCGUGACGCGGCGGCGGCACCAACAACACCGCCGCGUGCACACACCCCGGAAGCGGAACAGCGGCCAUGCACCUCGAAGCAGUCAUCGCAGUCGCCGCCAAAGCGUGUCGAUGCUGCACAAUCGCCGGCCAAACAGAGCUAUUCCAGUUUCUAUCAGGAGCUGCUCGAAGCCUCCUACGAGGGCGUCAAUGAGAGCGAGAUGCUGCAGCGAGCCAUCCAAUUAUCCACACGCGAUUAUAUGGAUGAUCAGAAGCGAAAGUAUUUGGGCGGACCGUAGAAAUCGAAGGCAGCAGGCCCUGGUCUUCUUUUGUACAGUGAUUAAAUUUCUCUUUUCGCAACGAAAACAAAACAAAAACACAAAACUAACCAAAAAAAAACAGAAACAAAAACUCAAAAAUACACACAUUAUGUGCGACUAAUAACAAAACAGCAAACUGUUCAGUGAGCAAGUGUCUCCAGCAGUAGGCACACACUCAAACACACACACACAUCUAUACGUUUAUAUAUAUAUAUAUA